AUGAAAGUGGCUGACAACAUCAACCCUAAUAUAUACGAAAAGGGUUCCGCUCGAGAGAUCAGCAAAACCGAUUUAGAUGAGGAUUUGAAAGACGACUUUGACCAACGCGAAAUAUUCGAUAUAAUACGCAAUAUCUGUGACCCGGAGCAUCCUCUGACUCUCGAAGAGCUCCGUGUGGUUGAAGAGAAUAAUAUAGUUAUAGAUAAUAAAAAUAAUACAGUGCAUGUUUACUUUACACCGACAAUACCUCAUUGCAGUAUGGCUACUUUAAUUGGUCUCUCAAUUCGAGUGCAGUUACUCCGAGCGCUGCCAAGUAGGUUCAAAGUGAGCGUAGAAGUCACUGAGGGCACACAUGUUUCUGAGCAUGCAGUUAACAAACAGUUGGCAGAUAAAGAGAGAAUAGCAGCAGCUCUAGAGAAUAAUAACUUAGUGCAAAUUAUAAAUCAAUGUGUUAAAUCUGUGUAG
Leptosia nina is the source of this 465-nucleotide messenger RNA. The record is from the annotation of a GenBank genome assembly. NCBI's taxonomy places the organism in Eukaryota, Metazoa, Arthropoda, Insecta, Lepidoptera, Pieridae.